This is a messenger RNA of Zootermopsis nevadensis, 796 nucleotides long. The record is from RefSeq and is a predicted model, not a curated record. Lineage: Eukaryota; Metazoa; Arthropoda; Insecta; Blattodea; Termopsidae.
CGCAGGUUGGUUUCCUGUUUUUGUGAUGGUAGAUGGUACUGAUCGUGUGUUUAUAAUAGUUCGUGUAUUUAUUAUAAUUAUAUGAUUUGAAGGAAUUUGUGAUUGUUUGGUGGAUACAUUUUUUAUGAAAUUAAAUAAUUUUUAGUUUGUGACUGAUGCAGUUGAAAGACACACCACCAACAUCUCCAUGUAGCAAUGAAACAAUGGAUUAUAAUGAACUGUUUGAAGAUGAAGUUGAGGAGGUUAUUGAUGGUGAAGCUGCAAGUAGCAAUAAUUACAUAGAAGCAAAUGAUGCAAGUGAUGAAGAUAUUGGCAUAGGCUUAGAAGGCAGUGAAAAUUCUGAAGGAAAUAACCCUGUGAGGGAUGAUUCAGCAUCUGUAUUUUCUCAUCAUAAAGGUUCUGUGUUUUGCUGCCAUUUACAGCCAAAGGCUGGCAGAUUGGCUGUGACUGGAGCAGAGGAUGAUAUGGCAUAUGUUUGGGAAACACAUUCAGGAGAAGUAGUGUUACAAUGCAAGGGCCACAAGGACUCUGUGACCUGUGUUAGAUUCAACUAUGAUGGGUCUUACGUUGCAACUGGAGACAUGAGUGGUGUCAUACAAGUAUGGAAAAUAGCUAACAAGUUACAAGUAUGGGAAACAUGUAUUGGCGACCUGACUUCAUGCACUGUUUGCAGUGGCUGAGGUGGCAUCACGGAGCAAAUGUCUUGCUAGCUGGAACUGAGUCGGGGGAGGUAUACGUGUGGAGAAUUCCAGGAGGAGAAUGCAAAGUGUUGCCUGGCCAUGGUGACAAAGCAGAC